Messenger RNA from Hevea brasiliensis (rubber tree), 1697 nucleotides. Its product is annotated as MATH domain and coiled-coil domain-containing protein At2g42460-like. Gene Ontology annotation, molecular function: protein binding. The record is from RefSeq and is a predicted model, not a curated record. NCBI's taxonomy places the organism in Eukaryota, Viridiplantae, Streptophyta, Magnoliopsida, Malpighiales, Euphorbiaceae.
AUGUGGAAUGCUGCUCCAUUUAAAUUCACAUGGAGAAUUAACGACUUCUCCAAAUUGACAGAAAACAAGGUGGAUUCAGAAGUUUUCUGUGCUGGUGGUUGUAAUUGGCGUUUGUAUAUUUACCCCAAAGGAAACAAUGUGAAUUAUUUGUCAAUAUACCUGAAAGUUGCUGAUUCAACAAGUUUGCCACGAGGAUGGAGUAGAGAAGCAAGAUUUAGCUUCGCAGUUGUUAAUCAAAUCGAUAGCAGGUCCACAGUCAAGAAAGUUUCACAAAAACAAGUUGUAUUCAAUGAAAUGGGAAACCAUUGGGGCUACAGGUCUUUCAUUCCUCUUAGCAAAUUAAGAAAUCCUGCAGAAGGGUAUCUUGUGGGAGAUACCCUUAUAGUUGAAGCUGAGGUUCUUGUUUAUAAUGUCCAGCAUUACAGCUCAAGCAUUGACCCUAAAAAAGAAGUAGCUAGUAAUGAAACAAAGCUGUCUGAGCCAGUGGCUGCACCUGCACCACCAACAGAACAAAAGGAUACUGAAGCAAAGGUUGUCACAGGAACUCCUUUAACAACUAAACCAUUGAAGGAGACUAAAGAUCAAGCCAUUCAAACUACUGCUCCCACCAGUGAUCAAGAACUCAUCAAGUCAUCACCAUCUCCUUCAAUUACUGCUGAGACAAAGAUUCUUUCAAUGACUAAAGAGGCCAUUCAAGCUACUGCUCCCGCCAGUGAUAAAAAACUCAUCGAGUCAUCAUCACCGCCUCCUUCAAUUACUGCUGAGACAAAGACUCUUCCAAAGGCAGAACCUCCUCCUGAUGUGGUUGAGAAAAAGCUUCCUCCAGAAGAUCUUCCUUCUGAGACUAGAAAAUCUUCUCCAGAUGUGCAUACAAUAUCUUUGGGUCUCCUUACAGAACUUUCCAACAGGACUAGAACUCAGAGAUCUCCUUCGAGCAGUGAAAUCUCCAUGUCAAACCAAGCACCUAAUCCUGAAGUUUUGCAGAAACAAUUAGAAGGGUUCUUCAAUAUGCCUUUAGAGGCUAUACAGCAAGCUAAUGCCUAUGGCAGUAUUGAGGGAAUUAUCAGUUCACUCAUUCAAACUUGUAAUGAUUUGCGUGAGAAGACAAUUCUUGAAGAUCUUCUCUCCUUGGCAGAAUUUAAAGAGAGUAUUCCUGUGGCUAAAACCAUUACAGAAACUGCUCAAGCUCGCAGAACAUCUCUUUCAGGGAAAACCACUGACCUUGAUGCAAGAUUGGCACAAAGACAAAAGAAACUAAGUUUCUUGGAGAUUGAAUUCUCAAGACUUUCAAAAGAAGAAGAAAAACUAGAGGCUCAAAUUCAACUCUUAAUUACCCAGAAGGAGAAAAUUCUUGCUAACAAGAAGCAUGUUUUAGCUGACUUAGAGAAAAACAAUGAAGACGCUACAAAAGAUUUAGAAGAAUGGCGAAAUCUGGAAAGUGAAAUCAAGCAGGCGAAUGUCGAUUGGCUUGGAGCUAAAGAGAAACUAGCAUUAGCUAAUGUCCGUUGGAAACUCUUCAAGGAGGAUUUGGGUCUUGGAAAGCUUAACAUUUCGUAAUCACUUUUAUGUUGUUAAUUCCUUGGAUUUCUUAUAUUAUAUUAAUGGUCUCAUAAUUCAUCGCAAUUUGGCCGUGUAAUUAAGUGUACUUUAAUUUUAUUUUAAUUUUAAUAUACUCGUCUUGACGAAUCUAAGUGAAA